ACGCUACAUACUGAUCUCAAAUUUUAAAGUUUUGCUGACGAAAACUAGCAAUAGACCUGCCGGAUGAGUCAGAGAUCAGUGAACAGCGUAGUGCCUGCUGUGCGGUGAUUCCAGUGAACGAAUAGUAGGCGUGCAGAUGCGUGUGAGGCGGAACUUGCAUAGCCUAGGAGGUGACCAUCGCAACCGCUCGGUUAAUGGCCAUCAGCUGUCGUAGACGGGGGUUAGGCUACCUUCAGCUUUUACUGGGGAACUCGCCUAUUAUUGAUAUACAGCAUGGAGACAGUCUUCAAUUCUGGACUAGUCGCAAUCGGAGGUUUCACGGUUUUGUUUUAUUUUUUAAAGUUCUCCUGGAAAUUCUGGUGUGGGGUGAGAGUGUACGUUUUGUCAGAAUAUUGGAAAACUGACCUCCGAAAAUACGGACAAUGGGCGGUUGUUACUGGAGCAACCUCUGGGAUCGGCAGAGCUUACGCUAAUGAGUUGGCUAAAAGAGGACUGGACAUUUUACUGAUCAGCCGUUCGGAAGAAAAGCUCCACACUGUUGCCAGGGAGAUUGAGAGGCUUCAUGGGAGAAAGACACGUGUCAUUCAGGCAGAUUUCACAGAGGGCCAUGCUAUCUAUCCUGCCAUCGCAGAGGGGCUGCACAACCUGGAUAUUGGCAUAUUAGUAAAUAAUGUAGGCAUGAACUACGUUGGAGCAUUAUGUUUUUUUCUGGAUGUUUCCCGUGCUGAACAGAGAAUCACUGAGGUGAUCAACUGUAACAUCCUGUCUGUGACACAGAUGACAAGACUGGUUCUCCCACACAUGGUUGAAAAGGGUAAGGGCUUGAUUAUAAAUGUGUCUUCUGAGGCUGCCUCCCACCCACAGCCCAUGCUGACUCUAUACUCUGCAACCAAGAUUUUUGUUACCUAUUUCUCCAGAUGUCUGAACACAGAAUAUAGUUCCCAGGGGGUCACAGUACAGUGUGUGGCUCCCUUUAUCGUCUCCACGAACAUGACGGCAAACAUGACAGUCAAUGCCUUUGUGAAGAGUGCCCCAGAUUAUGCCCGUGAGGCCUUGAACACAGUGGGCCAUUCCAGCCACACCAGUGGCUGCCUCUCUCAUGCCCUGCAGCACGUGGCUCUCACCAUCUUCUUUCCUGGUUGGUUGCGACUCUCUCCUUUCUGUGUGAGGCAGAUGGAGAAAAUUUGUAACAGAACACAAGAGAACACUAUGACAACAUCCAAGAAGGAGAACUGACAAUUAAAAAGAAACAACCAUAAAUUACAUAAUAAAUGGAUUAUAAUGGUAUAAAUCAGUGUCUCCAAGCAGAGUUAUUGCAAUAGUCUCUUAACUGCCUUGUGAUUAGGUUGCGUUCAGUAAAGGUGUAAUUGUAGAAACCGCUUCAGAAAAGCCCAUCUCUAAACAUUUAGAAUGUCUGAGCCCUUGAGACCAUGGCUGAGAGAUGGGUAUAUUCUACAGAAAUAAGCUUUUUCCAGUUGUGUUCUUCUGCAAUUUGCACAUUGAAAGAGGGCUGAUACUUUGGGUGUCCUUUUAUAUUCACUCGAGUGUUACUACUGCAUUCAUGCUGGAGUGAGUACAAGAUGACAAUAAUGUGUUUUUAAGUAACAUUGUUAACCCCCCCCCCCCCCAAAAAAAAAAAA
Messenger RNA from Anguilla anguilla (European eel), 1640 nucleotides. RefSeq names its product hydroxysteroid (20-beta) dehydrogenase 2 (gene hsd20b2). Lineage: Eukaryota; Metazoa; Chordata; Actinopteri; Anguilliformes; Anguillidae. The record is from RefSeq and is a predicted model, not a curated record. The transcript has 11 exons. Bases 274 to 1236 code for a protein of 320 amino acids. Gene Ontology annotation, molecular function: oxidoreductase activity. Gene Ontology annotation, cellular component: endoplasmic reticulum.